UGGGAAGUAUCCCGGUCUGGGGGUGGGGGUGCGCCGCACAGCUCCUGUCGCCGUCGCGGCUUCCGGUGCUAGGUGGAGGAAAGGAAGGAGGGAGCUGGGGAGCGGGGCCAGGGGAGCAGCCUUGCCGAAAUCGGCUUGGGGGAGUCGGAGGGAGCGGAACCAGUGCCGAGCGGAACCUGCGGGGGCGGAGGCGGCGGCUGCGGCGGCGGAGCUGGGAGCAGGAACUGGAUUGAGUUCUCCAUACCAGGGCCCAGGCCAAAACCAGACUGCCACUGCCCCCACUUGAGCCCUCCUGUCCUCAGAAAGUGGUUGCUGUGAUCAUGGGUAAUAUCUUUGGAAACCUUCUGAAGAGCCUGAUUGGGAAGAAGGAGAUGCGCAUCCUGAUGGUGGGCCUGGAUGCUGCAGGAAAGACCACCAUCCUGUAUAAGUUGAAACUGGGGGAGAUCGUCACCACCAUCCCCACCAUUGGGUUCAACGUGGAAACAGUGGAGUACAAGAAUAUCAGCUUCACAGUUUGGGACGUGGGUGGCCAGGACAAGAUUCGACCUCUCUGGAGACACUACUUCCAAAACACCCAGGGGUUGAUAUUUGUGGUCGACAGCAAUGAUAGGGAGCGAGUAAAUGAGGCCCGAGAGGAGCUGAUGAGGAUGCUGGCAGAGGAUGAGCUCCGGGAUGCAGUGCUCCUUGUCUUUGCAAACAAACAGGAUUUGCCUAAUGCUAUGAACGCUGCUGAGAUCACAGACAAGUUGGGCCUGCAUUCUCUGCGUCACCGCAACUGGUACAUUCAGGCCACCUGUGCCACCAGCGGGGACGGGCUGUACGAAGGCCUGGACUGGCUGGCCAAUCAGCUCAAAAACAAGAAGUGAGAGCCAGGCAGCCCUAUCCGACCGCCCUACCUAUCCCUGACACACCUACUGUCUCCCUGCCCCAGCUCUGCCCCUUCCUUCCCGUUGCCAGUGUGGCCAGGGCCCUGGGUAUCAUGUCCGCAUGCCCAACAAGAGCCUUGCCUCCCCUGCCUCCCCUCCUCUCCCCUGUCCAUGACCAGUCCCCGUUGCUGUCCUGAUGAUGAAUCAUUCCAAUUUAUCGGAUUUAAAACAAAAACAAGGUUGUUAUGGUUUCAUGGGUGGCCCCCCCUCAUCCUCUGGGGUUUGGGAGGUGGGGUGGGGUAUUCUCUCCGUUCGCUUCGUUUGGCUCUGGUUGCUGUGCUCUUGGCAUCUCAGUCCCUUCCCUCUCCCCACAGGUUCCUCUCCCACUCCCCGUCUUCCUUUCCUUUGCCAUUCUCUCCCUGUUCUACAUGGAAAUUGCACGGGCCUCUCUGUGUGUGCGUGCAUGUGUGCGCGUGUAUAUACAUGUAUAGAGAGAUAUAUAUGCGGGUGGAGGUGUGGAGUGCAGCUCGGUGCUGGGAGCCAGGUCACUGCCCACUCCAGCCUAUCAUCUGCCCCUCCCAUGUUGGUGAGAUAAAGGGAAGAAGGUAGAGGGAAGGCUGCCCCAGUCUUGAGCUGGUUCCUCUCCUCUCUGCAGGUAGGUUUUUCUGGAUGAUAGGACAGAUGAUGGAUUUUCCACCGCCAUCUUCCUUGUACCCCUCUCUACAUCCUGUUCAGGGCAGGGGGAUGGUCUUUAUCUCUAGAUGACUGUUCCCAAGGAGAUGCUAUUCUGCCCUGCCUUGUUACUGGGAAGGAGAGAAGAGCCCACUCACUCUUGUCAGCCCAGUGUUCAGCUGAUCCUCCUCCUCAUCCUUAGAUCUGUUCCUCAGGAGCUUGUGAGGAAGACGGGGAGAGCAAGACCAUGGGGUGUGUUUGGGAUCCAGGGCACUGGGGGGUGGGCCUCAGGUUUUCCAUCUUCAUCCUCUUGUGUUGUUAGGAGAAGGUGAGGCAUGGAUCAGUCUAUUCCUGCCCUCCCAUGCCCCCCCCCCCAAUCUUCUGAUCUUGGAGACUGGGUGGUUUAUCUGUCCUUUGUCAGAAGUUUCCUCACCCUAGUAGUCCUGCUGACCUGACCGGGGCUGGCUGGGUGGUUUAAUGGGGAGCAGGGGAGUGGGGGUGACAUAGCAGACCUCAGUUUCAAUUCCCCUAUUCUCCACUUCUCUCUUUUUCUAGUCUAGGGUGUGCUGAAGGCUGAAAAUUUUCUGUUCUGUUUCUAGACCCUCAGACUAUCCUGCUGUCCCUCCUCACUCCACCCCAACAGUUUUCUCCUGCCCGUUUCAGCCACUUCCCAUGAAUCCAUUUGAGGUUGGAGUGGAGGAAAUUAGAACUCUGAAGUAGUUGUUGGUGCUGGUGGGAUGCAGUGGUCUUCAGGGUCCUCCCCCCAUUAUUAUGUAGUUCAGAAGCUGCUGCUACUGCGUCUCUCUGUUUACAGGGGGCGCUUGUCCCUGAGGUCCUGGCCCGGGUCCUGACUUUGCGGUUUCUGUGAAGCCGUGGCUUUUCUGUGGGCUCCUGUGUGUGCUGGCUGCGCCCUGAGCUCCAAAACGGCCGCCCAUAACCUUUCUGCUAUGGUCAGGGCCCCGGCACCCUGUCCUCCCCCCCACCCCCCCCCCCCAGAGCAUGGCUGAGGGACCCCUUCCCAGAAGGACUGUCCCAAGCCCCACCCCAUGGGGCCAGGCUUCCUGCCACCUUUGUCUACAACAGGCAGAUCAGUACCCCCACCCUACCCCAGGUUGAACUGUGAAAGAGAGGUUCCAGGGGUGUCUCCCUCAGUGCCAGUUUCUUAGUGAUGUACUAUUUACCCAAGAUGCAGUGGGAGUGUGCAGGUCUCCUGAUCUCUAGGCGUGUGUGUGUGUGUGUGUGUGUGUGUAUUUGGUGGCAGGGGUGAGGGGAGAGGUAUGCUGGAGCUUCUAGUUCAUUUUAACAUGUAUUCACUCCCCUGACUGCACAGAUGCUUCCCUCCACUCCUUUCCUUUGCCUCUGCCUCUGUUUCCUCAUUUUUUUGCUCCUGCCCCUGUUGCCUCUCCCCUCCUGAACUGUUGCCUUUGCCUUCUCAACUCAUUCACUGCUGUUGCCUGUCUCCCCUUUCCUUGUUUCGUUCCUACUUAGGAUUCCCCACUCUUGGUCUUUGCAGUAGCUGCGGAUUUUACCUCUUCUCCUGCCUCCCAGUCUGACCCUCCCUAGUUAGAUGGCAGUCCCAAUUAGGUUUUUCUUAUUUAAGGCCCACCCCUACCUUGUUUUGGGGGGCUCCAGAGACCAGUGGGCCUGAGGGUGUUAGCAAGCAGCCUUGGAGGUUGCCUUGGUGCUGCUCAAGGAUCCAUCCAGCAGGGGGGAGCAGUAAGUGAUCUUGGUAGUAUUCCUGGUUGCUAGGCCCUUGGCAGGGGUGGGUGGACCUUUCUACAUUCCCAUUCUCCUAAAAGCUCUUUCUGGAUUGGGUUUCUCAUUCCAUUUUUGCCUGUUCCCUCCCACAUUCUCCUCUGGUAGAUUUCAUUUUAUGCUUUCCUUUGUUACAGCCUUUUUCCCCCUAGAGAUUCCCCUCUGGGCCCCCUCCCCCAGCAGAGUGUGUUUUGUGAUGUUACAGUAGUAACUGCAGUUCUGGUUUUUCUCUUCUUCUUUUCUCCUCUGGACUGUAGACUGUAUAUGUUUAAUGACUCACCUUCUCUCUCCUUGCCCAAAAUGUGGGAUACGCGAUGACUGUGACCCUGGUUGGAAAUUAAACUUGUUUUAUGCA
This is a messenger RNA of Neomonachus schauinslandi (Hawaiian monk seal), 3648 nucleotides long. It is a transcript of the gene ARF3, whose product is annotated as ADP ribosylation factor 3. Gene Ontology annotation, biological process: vesicle-mediated transport; intracellular protein transport. The record is from RefSeq and is a predicted model, not a curated record. Lineage: Eukaryota; Metazoa; Chordata; Mammalia; Carnivora; Phocidae. Gene Ontology annotation, molecular function: GTPase activity; GTP binding. The transcript has 5 exons. Gene Ontology annotation, cellular component: cytoplasm; plasma membrane. The coding region runs from base 321 to 866 and encodes 181 amino acids.